AUGGCCGACUACGCCUCAGACUCGUCAGACGGCGAAUUUACAGAGACAAAUGUCCUUCUGGGAUAUGCCUCUAAGGAGGCCGAAGAGGACACGAUAAGCAAACUGGGAGGCACUCCGGACUGGCUCGACGCAGACAAACCUCCCUCGGCGGCGCUGGCGAGAUGCAAAGUCUGCAAAGACCUCAUGGCGCUGCUCCUGCAGCUCAACGGCGAGCUCCCCGAGAAAUUCCCCUCCCACGAGCGGCGGCUGUACGUGUUCGCCUGCCGCAGGGCGACGUGCCGGAGAAAGGCUGGCAGCGUUCGCGCGCUGCGAGGCGUGAGGGCGUGGAAAGACAGUGCUGAGACGACGACUGAGGGCGAGAAGAAGCAGAAGAAGCCUGAGGCGAAGAGCGAGCCGGAGGAGAAGAAGAAGAAGGAGGAGGAUGGACCUGGUCUUGGGGAGUCGCUGUUUGGGGCGAAGCCUUUGGGACAAGCAGGCGGGAACCCGUUUUCGAGCGGCGCGAAUCCUUUCAGUUCGGGGUCGAGCAAUCCUUUCAGCACCUCUUCGUCCAACCCAUUCUCGAGCCAGCCUGCCAAGCCUGCUGCCCCAGCUGAGAAGCCCGCUGCUACUUCUGCCUCGGCAGCUUCAGCGAGCCUGUCCAAGACAUUUGCCGAAACACUUGCCCUCAACACUACGCCCGCGGGCCCUCCUCCUCCUCCCGAGCCGUGGCCCGAAAAGUCGGCUCAGCCAACUCCUUACCCGACACUCUACCUCGCCGACGCCGACUACGAGACGCUGGAUCCCACAUCGACCACCAAGCUGCCAGCCAACGUGACCAUUGCCGACGCGGACGCCCCGGAACCCUCCGCGCUCGACCGCGAGGCCUUUGAAUCCGCAAUGGACGCCACCUUCCAGAAGUUCGCCGACAGAAUGGCCCAGAACCCGGAGCAGUGCAUCCGCUACGAGUUUGGCGGCAGCCCGUUGCUGUACUCCAAGUCGGACGAGGUGGGCGAGCUGCUGACGAAGCGGACGAUGCCCGGGUGCCCGAAUUGCGGCGGCCGGAGGACGUUUGAGGUGCAGCUCACGCCGAACGCGAUUACGGAGCUCGAGGAAGGGGAUUUGAGCCUGGACGGGAUGGAGUGGGGGACGAUUAUCGUGGGGGUUUGCGAGAGGGAUUGUUUGCCGAGGCAUGUGGGUGUUGAGGAGGCGGGUUAUCUGGAGGAGUGGGCGGGUGUGCAGUGGGAGGAGCUGUCCAAGGGCAAAUAA
Molecule: messenger RNA, 1245 nt
Organism: Trichoderma reesei QM6a
Lineage: Eukaryota; Fungi; Ascomycota; Sordariomycetes; Hypocreales; Hypocreaceae
Exons: 2
Coding region: 1-1245 (414 amino acids)
Biological process (GO): maturation of SSU-rRNA
Cellular component (GO): cytoplasm
Source: RefSeq, a predicted model, not a curated record